AAGACUUGUGUGUUCCAGGGUUCUGUGUGGAUCUAGAGAAAUGGAGUAAUUUUAUAACAAUAAUGUGGAUACUUAUUUGGAGAUGGAGGCUGUGAGACCCAAAAAGUCAAAGUCCAAAUCCAGUGGGAAGCCACAGGUCAAAAAGGAAAGACAGGCAGAAAGUGUUAGACAGCCUUCAGGACCUUCAACAGCAGUUAAUGAGCCAGCGCCAGCUUCUGAGUUCACUGAUGUUCCCCUUAGCCUUUCUCAUGUGCCUCCAGCUCCUGAUCUGAAACCACCCGCCACUCAGACCUCACUAGACCAUAAUGACAAAGCUGAAAAGAAUCAAGACCAGGUUCUCUUGUCAGACACGACUGAAAUAGUGAAGAAACCAUCUUGCAAUGAAGAGCAUAAAAUGCCAUCACAAGACACGGCACCUCGGGUGGACCAAGCUUUGGCACCCGUUCAGUCCUGUCAAAGUGAUCCCAAACCUCUUAGUGCUAAACUAAAGCCAGUCCCUUCUAUAUAUCCAUCUAUCCCAGCUUCCUGCUCUGAGCCUCGGCUUUCAGAGGACUCGUACUCUAUCAUCUAUGGACUGUUAAAUGCUUCUUGUAUGACAGUGGCCUCUGAGGGACAAGUAGCUCCAGCUGUUCUUGCUCUGGCUAACCAGGAGUCCUCCCCGCCCAGCUUGGUCCCUGUGGAGGUCGCUGACGUGGCGAGACCCAGGGAGAGGCUUUACCCAGAGCUGCCCAGGACCUGCCAGUCUGUGAAGCCCUUCACUAGCGAGCAGCUACGUACGUGGGAGCCCGGUUCCUGGUUGGAAAAUGUGGAGAUUCAUGAAGCGGAGUUCCAGAGUCUGUCCCACCAAGAAGGACAUGAGCUGUAUGAGCUGCUGCUGAGCUACUGGAGGUGCCGUAAGCAACUGACACAGGCCCAGACCGAACUGCAGGCUGCUAAUUCAGACUGCAAAAAUGUGCAGAAUCGCCUGUGGAGCUUCAAGGAUGAAAGUCUUUCAUUGCAGGGUGUAUGUGCGGACCAGACCAAGGUGUUUGGCUACCACUGCUACCAGCAGGUGACAAUGAACGAGGCUGCAUUAACUGAGCUGAAGCAUCUGUUUUCUGCAAAAACAGAAAUUCUCCAUCAGACAGUGGCCCUGCACUCAUACACCUUCAUCUUGUCCCGUCUACAAGUGGAGUCUUAUCUCUACCGCUUGCUCAGCAGUAACCCCACCACCAAGAGUGUGGCUGUGCAAGAUACAAGCACAGUGAGUCCAAAGUCUCAGCCCUCUUCUUUGCAACCGCUAAAGGAGAGCAUCAGUGUGCUGUUCAUCUUCACCCGACGGGUCCUUGAUGAUUCUCAGUUUCAGGCUGACAUACAUCUGUGGCUUCAGAGGCUGGUGUCUGUGCUGCAUCAGGUCGGUUCUACAGGAGAUCAUCUGUUCAUCCUAAAUCACCUGCUCUGCUGCCCGGCAGGUGUUGGGAAAUGGGCUGUGCCAUUCCUACAGAUCAAAGUAUUGGAUAACCCAUCUGGAGUGUAUCAUUUCAUGCAGGCCCUGGCUAUCCUCAUGUCUCCAGCGAGGCAUCGUGCAGACUUCCUGGGACACAUGAAGCCCAGUGACGCGAAGGGCAACAACAGUCUUACAGGGCCUGCAUCUGGUAACUGGACUCUAGUGGAUGAGGGGGGAGAGGAGGAUGAAGACCCAGAAACAAGCUGGAUGCUGCUGUCUGAAGAUGAUCUGGUUUCUCUGUUCUCUCAGUUUCCCUUUGAUGAGCUCUUCAAACAGUUACUGGGUAUCUGCUCUAAAGGCGACUAUCAGCCUCAAGCCACCACCAGUCAAAAGAUGAUGAAGAUAUUUGCAUUUGCUUCUUCACUGGUCGAACUGCUUGCUGUCGGUUUGCAGACUUACAACAGAGCACGUUAUCGCCAAUUUGUGAAGAGAAUUGGUUACAUGAUCAGGAUGACGCUCUCUUAUGUUAGUGACCACUGGGCGCAGUACAUCAGCCUGACAGGUGUGAGCAGAACCACAAUGCAGGAGCAGUCAUUUUCAAUGGAGAAGCUGCAGGUGGAGUUUGACCAUCUCUUCCUGAGAGCAGUGCUUCAUGUGCUCAAGGCCAAGAGACUGGGCAUAUGGCUGUUCAUGUCUGAGAUGCCUUAUGGCACAUUAUCCAGCUCCAUGCUGUGGAAGAUCUUCUACAAUAUGCAAUGUGCAGAGAUGGAUGGUCUGGAGAAGCUAAGCUGUAGCCUGAGUGCUGAGGACUACUCCAGACUGGGCAUAUGGCUGUUCAUGUCUGAGAUGCCUUAUGGCACAUUAUCCAGCUCCAUGCUGUGGAAGAUCUUCUACAAUAUGCAAUGUGCAGAGAUGGACGGUCUGGAGAAGCUAAGCUGUAGCCUGAGUGCUGAGGACUGUAUCCAGGGGCUCAGAGAACCAAGUCAUCAGGAGAAGUUUCAGUGCUGGCUGUCGGAAAUAAACAGCUCAGAUGGAAUCUGCCUGUUGACAACAUUUGCACAUAUGGCCCAGCCCAGACGUACCGACAUAGACCCUGAAUUUGUCAGGAACAUAGUGCUAGAGAUUUACGAGGUGUCCUAUGUUAGUAUCGCCACCCGUGAAAUCUUUUCUAAAGUUGGGCGUGAGUUGCUUGCUGCUAUAGCGACUGCCCACCCUCACAUCAUCUCUGUGCUGUUGGACAGAUUGAGAAAGACCAUAGAGAAAGUGGGCAUGGUAUCACUGUACCUUUUCAAGGAGUUGCCCCUGCACUUGUGGACUCCAGCUCGAGCUGAGGUGGGGUUGAUCCGAGAUUGGCUGUUAAACUUCAGUCUCACUGCUGUGGAGAACAGAUUAGCCUGCAUCAUACUAGAGGGCCUCAACUGGGGAUUUCAGCCUAAUGGUUGCCUCAUUUUACCAGCAUCUUUGCAUAGUGAAGUCGCACUUUUGGUGAUUGAGGCAUAUCAAAAUUAUCUCACAGACAAACCAUAUAGUGGAAUCCUCUCAGAAGGCAUCAAACAGGUGUCUUACCUGGCUAACAUGGUGCGGCUCGGCCAGACUCCAGAAUCCUCCUUUAACCAGUGGGCCUGGGAUCUGGUUCUUAGGCUAAAGCUCCAUAUCAAUAAAAUAAGUCCUCAGGAUGCCUGGUGCCCUCGUCUCUCCUCCAGCGCUCCCAUUGUGCCUGAGAUCACAGACUCUCCCACCAUGCACCCAGUGUUCAAAGCAGUCAAAGCGGGCAUACCCAUCGGCUGUUUUCUGGCUAUUGACAUGACCACCAUCGGGCACAGUUUGGAGAAGUUCUGCAGUGAUGGAAUUUCUCUUCUGAAGACUAUGGUUCAGUCCCGUCAUCUCAAAGCUGUAGUGCACAUACUGGAAAACAUUCUUCCUCUGGUCUACCACUGCCAGUUCUACCUGCUCAAAAAUGAACAGUUUCUGAGCUGUAUCCAGCUCUUCUUGCAGCUGGAUAGUGGGACACAGGGUGUGACCCAGCAGGUUACACAGAAGGUGGCCCAGCAUCUGAUUGGCACCUCUACAUGUGAGAACAUCAAACUCCUUAACAGUGUGAUCCAGGUGGGAUUUUGA
Sinocyclocheilus grahami is the source of this 3544-nucleotide messenger RNA. RefSeq names its product ectopic P granules protein 5 homolog. Gene Ontology annotation, cellular component: cytoplasm. The transcript is spliced from 20 exons. Gene Ontology annotation, biological process: autophagosome maturation. Lineage: Eukaryota; Metazoa; Chordata; Actinopteri; Cypriniformes; Cyprinidae. Bases 83 to 3544 code for a protein of 1153 amino acids. The record is from RefSeq and is a predicted model, not a curated record.